UGGCAAUCAGUUACCGAAUUGCCACCGAAACGUUAGCACCGACUUAGGCGCCGGUUUGUGAUGACUGCAGCAAAAUAAAAUAAUUAUAAUAAUAAUAUAAUAACUAAAAAUAAAAAAUAAUAAUUAAUUUGAUUAUCCAAAGAAGCGUCGCAUUAAGUAUAUGGUAUUCAGUAUAUAUCGGAAUGGAAUUGCUUUCGACGUCAUUAAAAAUCGUCUAAAGUAUACAUUCAGGCGCACUUUUCUUUUCGCGCAUACCUAUUCGUCAAGCAAUUAGUGUGUCCAGUCAAGGUGGACGCUGAAAAGAAAGUUAUAUAUUUUAAGGCGCUCUACCGAGUGUUUACAUAGUAGUAGUAGUGCGUGUCGAUUGUGUAUGCCACCAAUGCUUUUCGUUUGCGAUCAUUAAUUCGGCUGAGCAUAAAUAUACUUUACGUUCAACGUCUUAGAUCUUAAACUGUAAUCGAAUGUUACAUAACUUGUGAGAAUAACGGAAAAUAACGUGUAUUUGAUUUGAAUUCAACGAAAUAGCAAAUACCAUCUUUGAUGCGAGCGUUUUGUGAAUUGACAAACGUUCGAGCACAUGUGCGGGUUACAUUUUAAAACGAGAAAUAGUCCGUCUCAAAAGACGUCCCUACGCUGGGGCGAUAGUUGCAAUUUUCAUUAACAAAAAUACUUGUGCUCGGAGUUUUUGGAAAUAAAUAUAAUAUAAAACAUAAAUUGGCCAUUAAAUUCAUGCUCGAAGCAUAUAUUGUAAAAGAAGUAUACAAUUAUUUAAGUAACCAAAACGAAAUACAAAAAUUGAAUAUUCUAAAUUAAUUGAAAACAGUAUCUAAACUAAAACUGUUUCUGAAAGUGUUCCUUUGGCUCGAAUAUGUCCAUGAAAACUAAAUAAUAGAAAAUUGAAACUACGCUUGGACAAGGUCAUCACUCGAAUCACACGAAAUUAAAGUACAUUUUUGAUUGAAACAAUAAUCUGGAGAUAAUACACGUCCCAACAUGAUUAAUAUCGCUGGUGUGGUGAGCAUCGUGCUCUUCUAUCUACUAAUUCUGGUUGUGGGUAUAUGGGCGGGACGUAAGAAGGCGGCAGGCAAUGAUUCCGAGGAGGAGGUGAUGCUGGCAGGACGCUCAAUUGGUCUUUUCGUAGGCAUAUUCACAAUGACCGCAACUUGGGUGGGUGGUGGCUACAUAAACGGUACGGCAGAGGCCAUCUACACAUCCGGUCUGGUGUGGUGUCAGGCGCCAUUUGGUUAUGCCUUAAGCUUGGUUUUCGGUGGCAUUUUCUUUGCAAAUCCUAUGCGGAAACAAGGUUACAUAACCAUGUUGGAUCCGCUACAGGACUCUUUUGGUGAACGCAUGGGUGGUUUACUCUUUUUGCCGGCCCUCUGUGGAGAGGUGUUCUGGGCUGCUGGCAUUUUAGCCGCUUUGGGCGCUACGCUGUCUGUAAUUAUCGAUAUGGACCAUCGCACUUCGGUGAUACUCUCGUCAUGUAUUGCCAUUUUCUACACGCUCUUCGGUGGCUUAUACUCUGUCGCUUAUACCGAUGUUAUACAACUAUUUUGCAUAUUUAUCGGAUUGUGGAUGUGCAUACCAUUCGCUUGGGCCAAUGAUCACGUGAAGAGUUUGUCCUCAAUGGAGGUUGACUGGAUCGGGCAUGUGGAACCGGUGAAACAAUGGUUCUACAUAGACUAUGGACUGCUAUUGGUAUUUGGUGGCAUACCAUGGCAGGUGUACUUUCAGCGAGUGUUAUCAAGCAAGACAGCUGGUCGUGCUCAAUUGUUGUCAUAUGUUGCGGCAGCUGGUUGCAUCCUUAUGGCGAUCCCUCCGGUACUCAUUGGCGCCAUUGCCAAAGCAACAGCAUGGAAUGAAACCGAAUAUACUGGCCCCUAUCCACUAACCGUCGAGCAAACUAGCAUGAUAUUACCUAUGGUACUACAGUAUCUUACACCUGAUUUCGUAUCAUUCUUUGGUCUUGGCGCCGUUUCGGCAGCUGUCAUGUCCUCGGCGGAUUCGUCAGUGCUUUCGGCUGCAUCCAUGUUUGCGCGCAAUGUUUACAAACUAAUUUUCCGACAAAAAGCUUCCGAGAUGGAAAUUAUUUGGGUGAUGCGCGUGGCCAUAAUAAUUGUGGGUAUACUUUCAACUAUAAUGGCACUUACGAUUCCCUCCAUCUAUGGUCUUUGGUCCAUGUGCUCGGAUUUGGUGUAUGUCAUUUUGUUCCCACAACUUUUGAUGGUCGUACACUUUAAAAAGCACUGUAAUACUUACGGCAGCUUAGCUGCCUAUAUAGUGGCGCUCUUAAUUCGUUUGUCGGGUGGUGAGGCAAUGCUUGGUCUGGCGCCUCUCAUACAUUUUCCAGGCUACGACGAGGAGACACAAACCCAGUUAUUCCCCUUCCGUACCACGGCCAUGUUAAUGAGUCUGAUCACGCUGAUAGGUGUUUCUUGGUGGACAAAAAUGAUGUUCGAAUCGGGCAAACUUCCACCGAAUUACGACUAUUUUCGUUGUGUAGUGAAUAUUCCUGAAGAUGUACAAAGAGUGGGAGAGCCUUCAGAAGCUGGAGAGCAGCUUUCUGUUAUGGCUGGUCCAUUGGCACGUUCCUAUGGUGCAGCCACGAUGGCUGGCAAAGAUGAGCGUAACGGACGUAUUAAUCCGGCGCUCGAGUCCGAUGACGAUUUACCCGUAGCCGAGGCGAAACGCAUGAAUCAGCAGACAGCGCAGGCGCAAGUGCAGAAAAUGUUGAGCAAGGCGACGGGUAAAGGUGGCAGCAGUGCCAGUGACUGCGGCGGCGGCGGAGGCGGAGGCGGAGUCGGCUGUGAUGUGGGCAUGGGUCUAAAUUUAAGCGGUCAAGGUAUGGCUGUGCCAACUGCUGAGCAUGAUAAUACUGCCUUCUAAGCACAUGUUCAAAUACACAUAAAUACACCUACAGAUGCAUUCUUAUAAAAUUGAAUUUAAUUAUUUAAAAUAUAAAUUUUCAAAUUUGAAUAGUGGAAAGAACGCCUGAAAAGUAAGAGAGGAAAAUUCGCUAACAUCUUAAAUGAUUGAAAAAAACCAAAUUAAAAUACAGAAUUUAAGCAAAAGUGCUCAUGAAACUCAUACACAUACAAACAUAAAUUUAAAUGCAAUUAUAUUUGGUGUAGACUUAUAGGAAUGCUUGCCAAGCAGUUGGACAAUGGAGUUUGAAGGCAAUUAUGUUAAUGACUAAGCUUAUGAAACAAACAUAUCAACGCAAAAAAAAUGCGAAAGUAGAAGAAAACUAAAUUAAAUAUACAAAAAUAUAUAUACAUAUACAUAUUUUAUCUGCUGUUAUAAACUAUUUUUGUGUAGUGUUGCCAGUGUUAACACUUUGUGCUUUUUGUUUUUUGUUAAAUGUGUUUUACGGCUAAUAACUAAUUAAAGAAUAGUGCGUAUUGUAAACACUUUAAAAGUAAUGCAAUGUUAAACUUUCUAUUUGAAAUAAGUAUUAGGCAGAAAUGUCUUAAUAAGUAUCUCUAAUUACCUAUAUAGGUUCGUUUGUUCUCUGUAUGUAUUAUGUGCUUGCUUGCAACAGAAUCUUUAAUUAAGAAUCUAAUCUAAAACAGUUUAUAAGGAAGAACUUUGCACAGAAAACGCAGUAGUGACUAACCUUGUUGUUUGCUUAAAUAUUGAAUAGGUAUACUAAGUAAUGUUAUAAAUUCUGCAUCAUUAUUUGUUAAAAUUUGCAUUUCAGUAAGUAAAACUCUUUUUAAGAAUAUACAAAGUGCUCAGGUGCCGUGAAUAAAAUAUAGGUAUAUACUUGUAUUUUAUUGUUCCAGUUUGGUAACUUUUUUUUGUAUACCAUGACUUUUCAUAGUGAAAUUUAUUUUGUUAAAAAUAGUUGAAUACUUUGUUUUACUAUAUACUUAUGGUACAUUUAAAGAACUAAGUUUUUAAUAUGCUAUACAUAUCAAUACAUAAAAGAUUUUUAAUUAAAGAGGAGUUCGCUAAAAAAUUAGAAUGAGCAUUAAAGACUCGAAAAAAACAAAUAAACAUAUCAAUCCGUAUUGGACUUAACAAUAUAUUUAUAUUUAAUAAAGACAUACCUAUAAUUAACUGAAGUAACAUAAAAAGUAUUUACCAAAAGAUGUAUAUUUGCACUAAAAAAUGUCUUGUAAAAUAUUUGAAUUUUUGUUUAAUAUAUGAAAUGAGAAACUGUAAAAUUUCUAUUUUUUGAGUUUAAAAAUUUUUAAAGAUCAAUACCCGGAGAGUUGGAGUUAUUUUAAAGGGUGAAGUCUUACGUAACCAUUCAUCUAGAGGUAAAAGAGAUGAAUGAUUUUAUAUACAAAAUUGUAAAAAAGGAUUUAGAAUUUAUCUGUGUGAGCAGAAUUGCGAGUUUUCAAAUUAAAAAAGUUAGGAUUCAACUUUGUAUAUGGAUUUUUUAUUUAAGCUCAAAAACCAGGACAUUCAAAAAAAAUCUUAUUUUUUUAAUUCUUAAUUAUUAUGUGUUAAUCCCAAACUCAUUUUUUGGAAUAACAAAUGUAUUUCUCCUUUUUUAAUCCGGUGUUUGUGAUUAGAAAUUUCGGCAUUAGCAGCGUAGCGAAUUUUUAUAUAAAUUUUUUUUUUUUUUCAAUUUAUUUGUAUUUUUCAAUCCGGUAUUUGUGAUUAGAAAUUUUAAAAUUAUAAUUAAUUAAGAUGUAUAUAUAAUGUUUAAUAAUAAUAAAUAAUUUAAAUGUUAAUUCAAUUAUUUUUUUAAUGUUCGUACUAUUUGCAACUCUGAGUGAGAGUCUUAAAAUUUUGUCAUUCAUUUACUUUCUCAUCAUUAAUAAAUCAUGUUGCAGAAGUUCAAACGCAUUGCUAGUGAAUUAUCAUUGAAUAAAUUUUUCUCUAUUUGAUCGCGACUUUAAAGAACUCUCAUAUUAGACAUCGAAAGUUUUAGUUUCACGAUCUUACUACGACCCUUCUAUGGGGCUAAAUGUUUAAUUUUCAUAUUAUUCUUUGAUUUAUAUUAAACAUAUAAAUAAAUGCAAAUUAACAGUAGAGACCCAGAUUUCGUAAUUUACGAUGAACUGAAUUAAAAAAGAUAUGAUUCAUAUAUUGAAAUUAUAAACAAAAAAAUUUGAAGGUUUCUUUAUAGGUAUGUAAUGGUCAAACCAUAAAACGAAAAAAAAUGGUUAUAUGUUAUUCUAACUCAUUAAGUGACUCAUUCAGUUUGAUCAAAAUAAUUCAAGAUAAACCGUUAUUUCGCAACGUUCCGAGUAUUCUCAAUUUAUGUGCACAAUUUACAUUUUUAAUUUUUCAAGACAAAGAAGAUGCAUGAAAAAACUAUUUUUGAGCGCCAGAUGUAAAUUGUUAAGCAAUACAUUGUUUGUAACGUAUACAUAUCAGCAAAAGUAUAAAAAUAUAUAGUAUUGUAUAUACUUGUAGUGUGUAUGUUCGCUAUUGUUGCACUGCAAGUGAGAUGCAAAACUCUAUCAUGUGACCUUCCAUUAUUUGAAACCCUCUUCUACAUACACACAAAUUUAGAUAUAAAAAUGUAUGAGAAACGCUUUUAGGAAGUAAACGGUUGUUUGCUGUUAAAAAUUGAAAAAAAAAAUAUUAAUUAGAAAUAAUUCAAAAAAUAUUAAAGCAUGAACAUCUGAGUGUUAAUGUUGAUUCGGGUGUGUUAGCUUAAAUACACUUAAGAAAUACAUACAUAUGUAUGUAUAUAUGUAUGUUAAACAAAUGCAUUAAAUAAAGCUGAAAUUUUGAGAUGAAGUUAAAUGUUGAAACAGUUAGUUGAAUAAAAGUACUUGCAAAUUAUCUACAAAUUGAAAACGCAUACAUAUCAUUUUAAUGUAAGUUGUGAGAUGAAUUAUAUAUACCAUACAUAUAUAAAAACCUAUAUAUGAAAUUAUAAUAAUAAUAUUAAUAAGACGCAUCCGUUCAUAAAUGUUGACAUGUAUUCACUUUCCCAGCAACAUAUGAGUAUACAUACUUAUGAUCUUUAAUUAUUGCUUUUUCUGCAGAAUAAGAUUUCUCUUAAGAAUAGAUGGGCAACGAAGUAGAAUAGUGUUUAAGGCAUGAUAAAACAGGCUGUGGCUGAGAAAGGCUUUUCUAACUAUUAAUUCAUUUUGAAUUUAAGGAAAUUAACCACAUACGAAAUCAAUUCAAUAGAAGAGAUCAUAACAUGUGAUCAUGCCCUCCAAGUAGUAUGAUUAUUCUCAAUAGGACCCUAUUAACUUUAGGUAAUUUUCGAAAAUAUAUACAGUUAGGAUGCCACACUGCUUUAGAGUAGAAUAGAUAAAGUAAACUUCGACACAACGCGAAAUGAUGAAAUAUGUUAAGCUGCAUCCCUCAAAAUUCGAGGUAAAGAUGACAUUCUGCUCUUUAGAUACUUCUUUAAAAGCUUCAAAACAUGCUUUAAAAUUUCGUGGAAACUAUUGUACGUUAUCAAUUUAAUGAAUAAUAUAUUUUUGCGUUUAAUGAAAUAUGUAAAUCUAGUUAUAUAAAAAAUAUGUACCACACAUAUCCAUAGUAUGCCUGCAAUUCACAAAUAGUAAAGACUAUAAAAUUAUUUGGACAGCCAUAGCUUCAUAAUAUUAUAUACUCGUAUAUAUAAUAUAACUUACUAGUGAAAUUACAAAUAUAUAAGUAGUUGAAAUAUAGAAAAAAUAUAUUAAAAUAUUUUAAUUGAUAGCGAAUUCCCCUCCAUUGUCUGCCCCAUAUAAGCACAUAUGUAUGUACUGCAAACACAUACAUAUCAAUAGUUGAAAAAAAGAAAGAAAAAACUAUUGAUCGUUAUUUACUGUUAUCGGUUUACUUGUACAAACCUAAAAUUACUUGCAAGGAAGUAUACAAAAGAGAAUAUAUGGACGCUCCACAUAGUACGUCUAUAUGUAAUUAUAAGUAUUAACAAAUGAGAAAUCAAACUACAAGUACUAGCUAACUACAUAUGAUUCUAGGUAAGAACAAGUAUUAUUACUCGCACAUACAUAUGUAUAAAAAAUAAAUAUUAUAGCCUAAGAGUGUUUGUAUAUACACACACAUAUAUAAGGCCGCAAGGAUUUCAUAGUUCUAAUAUAUAAUAAAUAUAGAUACAAAUACAUACAUAUACAUAUAUACAUGAAAUGUUAAAAACCCUAAGCUGUAAACGACCGCAAGUGAUGUUGACUGCUUUUUUGAAAUGUGUAAGAAAUACAAAAAUGUAUGUAGAGACCUUAUAUUGUAGUUAAAAAUACAAAGAAACACAAAACGAAUUAUUAUAAAAUGUGUAACUUCUAAAUAUAUGUAUGUAUGUCACACGUCUAAUAAAAGUUAUUCGGUAUUUUAUUCUAAAAAUUGCGAAAAAUAAAAUUUAUAUUUCCCUCGAGUUUGUUGGCAAUUUAUCCCAAUUUAAUAAAAACAAAUUAUUUCAUAAUAUCUAUUAUAAACUAAAACAGUAUACAAGUUAAUAUUGCAAAUCUGAAUGUGUUUUUUAUUCUUAAAAUCCUACGUCAAUCAUCCGUUAUAAUGUUGAAAAAUAAAACAUUUUAAGCAUUUAAAAUUAGUGGCAGUGUGAUUGAUUAGUGCCAGUAUGAGUAUCAAUGAACAUAGUAUACGCACCAGCUGAUGCGAGUGAAAUGCGAAAUUCUUUAUGUGUUUUAUGUUAUAUAAUAUUAGAGGUUGGAUAUUUAUUUUAUUUGUUUAUUUUGAACGAUUUAAUAAUUUUUUCGCGGUUGUUGCAACAGGAACACUAGUUGUUUAUACGAAGAUAUGAGGAAGGAUUUCCGAUUAUUAGCUUUUUUUGCAUUUCGUUCAUAUCAUUAAUGGAAAAUAAUCUUUGUUUUAAUGCCGAAGGUGAAGUUCUUUUUCAGAAGAACUUUCUGAUCAGGUGCCUUGAGUUAGUGAUGAGUAAUUUUUUUAGGUUAGGUCUAUUAAUCGACACACAAAUAUUAAAUCUAACUAAGUUUGUAAAAAAUUUAAAGGAAAUAGGUGUAAAUAUUUACAAAAUUCUAAUUAAAAAUAAUUUCAAAAAUUGAUCGCGAUGAGUUUUUUGUGGUAUUUUUGUCAUAAAAACUUUACAAUAUUAAAAACCAUGUACCGUAAUUCGUAAAAUUACACUUAAAAAUGGGUUCAAUCUAAAAAAUUUACUAUAUUAAAUGACCUUGGCUAGGAAAUGAACAUCAACUGAAUGGCCAGCUAGUUUACCGCUUCAUGGUUUUAACAAACUGUCGAAGUGCUCGCUGUUCUGUACCGUUCAUUAGUUAUUUUCACUAAAUUUGUUUAUUUUCACUUUAGUUGCAAAUAAUAUAAUGUUUUCAUAAUAUUUCGAUAUACAUAAAUUAUAGCACUAAGUUAAACACAGUUAUAAAUUUGUAUGUACGCAUUUACUUCCACCAAUACAAAUAAUUUAAAUUUGUAUUUUGGUGUAAGCUGAGAAACCAUAUAACUACACGUAUGAUAAUUUUGAGAAUGCAACACAAAAUAAGUUUUAUGAUAAUCAUUUGUAGAUAAGUAUUAGCUGGAUAGAUAUACUCUACAGUUUUGAGAUUAAUGAGCAGAAUGCGCAUGUAUGAAAACCAAAAACCACCAAUAGUCACUUAAAGUUUACAUUAAAUUUGUAUAAGUUGUUGUUCUAAAUAUAACCGCAUAUUAGUUCCUACAAAAGUAACCAACUUCUUAAUUAAAGUUUUAUUAAAAUUUUAUUAAAAUUUCAGAUUUUGGCAAAUUUUGACCAUUUGCUUUCAAAAAUAAUUUAACAAAAAGAAUAGGCAAAGAUGAGAACUAUUUUAAUAAUCGAAAAGAGUAAAAAAAUUAAUUAGUAUAUUUGUGUUAACCAAUAAGGAGUAAAUAUAAAUACAUAUCAAUGUUUAAAUAUAUAGAAAAUACACAAAAUCACGAAAUAAUUAUGGUUUAUUUAUUAUACACUUACAUAAAUAUGUAUAUAAAAAUACAGCAGAGUGUAUUUAAUAAACGAUAAAAACUUUAAA
Molecule: messenger RNA, 8897 nt
Organism: Bactrocera oleae (olive fruit fly)
Lineage: Eukaryota; Metazoa; Arthropoda; Insecta; Diptera; Tephritidae
Gene: ChT
Product: choline transporter
Biological process (GO): acetylcholine biosynthetic process; transmembrane transport; choline transport
Cellular component (GO): plasma membrane
Molecular function (GO): choline:sodium symporter activity
Source: RefSeq, a predicted model, not a curated record